AUGAUAUAUGAGAUCGUAAGCAUAACGAUAUUGUUUCUAUAAAGAUGACUUGAUGUGAAAGUUUUGCUAAUUCGAUAAAAAAGGUGGUGGCAAAUAUAAAAAAUGCGAAGAAUAAAGAAAGAAUUUUUUAUUGCAAUUAUUCUCUUCAUUCAGGCGUGUUCGUCAACGUCAUGGCAUUCUCUUAUCCGCAAAAGGCGCCAAAGCGGAGGAUCUGCUAAAGUAAUAAUAAACACUCCUACAGCACGAACACUGAUGUCAGCCGCCAUACCAUCGAGUGGCUUCGUUAGUUUUCAAAUUCCUGAAAUCUCUACAGAAUCGCCUGGAGUUGUUGCAACCACGAGAACUACCACAUCUGCCACAAACAGUGAUUCACAAGGAAGUGGAAGGAUAGCGUUGUACGUAAUAUUGCCAAUAAUAGCAGUAGCCUUGAUUGCUAUGGCGGGAUACCUUGCAUGGAGAUUGAGCAGAAAUAAAGGACAAGAAAUUGAAAUAAAUAAAAACGACGUCGUGCUGAAAGCAAACGAAUAACAAAAAAUUUAAACUUACUAAUUAAAACCCCAAAUCUGGCAACGCUCUAUCUGGCAUUUUUUUUGGUCCAUAUGCCUGUGAUCUGGCGAGUGUAUCACCAACUCUUUGAUAAAAAUACCUGGACUGAUGCUUUUUUUCUGUUACUAUUUGUUUUCUUUUAUUAUUAGGCUUGUUGAGAGAAAAAUAGCUAUUGUCAAUGUCGAUGUCCUCAGCUCACUCUUUGCUGUACCUGUAAGAAAUAUUCCCUCAUUUUAAUUAUGGACACUAGGUUGUGUACAAGAAAAGUCUUUCUCCAUAGUUAAUUUAACUAUACUUUCUCUGUGUAGUCGUAGUUCGUAGUCGUGCCAGUCUUGCGAUAAUCAUUUAAUUUUAUGAUUCAUAUUUGGUUAAAUGAACAGAAUUCCUAUACAAAAUUUGAUACUAAGAAUUAGUUGCAUUUAUUAUUCUCUUGCUUCAUAACACACGAGUCCCAAAUAUAUUUAAUUGGGCCAACUUGGAAAUCUAUUCCGUUCAAUAAUCUGGCACCCGUGAGUUCUCCCAAGGUUGCUCUCUUCCUUCUUUGCUUUAGGUGAGCGCACGUAUUCCAUCGAGCUCUGGAAUUUUGGUAUUUGUAAGUUCUAUUUCCAUGUUUGUUUUUAUUUAUUUAGCCAAUACUCAGUGUGAUGGUCAUGUAAAUUGAUUAAAUUGUGUGUAACUGCCGGAAAAAACUGACCCGCUGAUGUCAAUUACUGCAAUAAAGUAUGAGCAACAAAGA
Molecule: messenger RNA, 1282 nt
Organism: Styela clava
Lineage: Eukaryota; Metazoa; Chordata; Ascidiacea; Stolidobranchia; Styelidae
Source: RefSeq, a predicted model, not a curated record